Molecule: messenger RNA, 1038 nt
Organism: Paramecium tetraurelia
Lineage: Eukaryota; Ciliophora; Oligohymenophorea; Peniculida; Parameciidae
Exons: 2
Biological process (GO): regulation of transcription by RNA polymerase II
Cellular component (GO): SWI/SNF complex; NuA4 histone acetyltransferase complex
Molecular function (GO): chromatin binding
Source: RefSeq, a predicted model, not a curated record
AUGAAUAGCGAUGAAAUAAUAUCUGUCGUUGCUGACAUUGGCAAUCUCUACACAAGAGCAGGAUUUACAGGAGAUGACUUCCCCAGAUGGAGUACUUUCACAAAAUGCACUGAGACAAUGCAAUUCGGAGAUGAAGCAUUAGGGUGUGGGAAUGGUCAGGUAUUGGACAUAUUACAACCAUUCAAUCCUGAUUUAUAUGAGAAUCUAUUGAAGAAGAUGUUUGAGAAGGUGGGAGUUCAAUCGAAGGAUUAUAGUUUGUUGUUGGCCAAUAAUUUUCAGACUAAACAUGAUUUAUAAAAGGUGGUCGAAAUAUUAUUUGAGAGUGUGGAAAUCCCUAAUUUCUUCACCAUUAGGAAUGCAACCUUGUCAACAUUUUCAGCAGGGCGUUCAACAGCAUUGAUUUUAGAUAUUGGUGCCUAUUCAACAACUGCCUCUGCUGUUCAUGAUGGCUAUACAUUAUUAAAAACCCAAAUUUAAGCGCCAAUCGGAGGAGAAAUACUCAAUGAGCCAUUUAGAUAAUUUGUGGUUGGAGAAUAUAAUCAAUUCAAAAAAACCUGUUUAGCCAGAGACAUUAAAUAAGGUCUAUUAACAUAUGAGCAAAUUGAUUCGUCAUAAUAAUACGAAUUGCCCGAUGGAAAGUUUAUUACCAUGUAGUAAGCAUAGCUUUCGGAGAUUGCAGACAAAUUAUUUAAUAGUAAUGACAAUUUCAAAGGCAUCCAACAUAUGUUAUUAGACAUAAUUAACAACUCUGCCAAUGAUAUCAAAUAAUAAUUGUGUUCUACUGUGAUUUCAACUGGAGGAUCAUCGAAUAUUCCUGGGUUUUUGAAUAAAUUGCAAACCACCUUGUCUGCUUUGGCACCACCAAUGUGUAAAGUUAAAUUAGUAAUGUAUCCUUCUAAUUAAAAUCGCUAUCAUUCAGUGUUUAUUGGAGGGUCCAUUUUGGCAUCAUUAAGUUCUUUUCAGUCUCUUUGGGUGUCUAAGAAUGAAUACUAGGAGUCAGGCAGAUUCAGCAUAAUAGAAAGAAAGUGUCCUAAUUGA